Vespa crabro (European hornet) is the source of this 4000-nucleotide messenger RNA. Its product is annotated as phospholipid-transporting ATPase IF-like. Gene Ontology annotation, molecular function: ATP hydrolysis activity; ATPase-coupled intramembrane lipid carrier activity; magnesium ion binding. Bases 511 to 3831 code for a protein of 1106 amino acids. The record is from RefSeq and is a predicted model, not a curated record. The transcript is spliced from 19 exons. NCBI's taxonomy places the organism in Eukaryota, Metazoa, Arthropoda, Insecta, Hymenoptera, Vespidae. Gene Ontology annotation, biological process: phospholipid translocation. Gene Ontology annotation, cellular component: trans-Golgi network; endoplasmic reticulum; plasma membrane.
AAUCAUAAAAUUAUUGCUGAAAUGACAUCUCUUUAUCGAUAUUAUCUGUAAAGAAUUCUAUAAUCUUUUUUAUUAAAAUACUAUACUAUCGGACUUUUGCGAACUUGAUAAGAACGUUGAGAAGGUAAUAAUACCAAGGUUUUGAGAAUUGAUUAUAUAUCUAUAUAAGUUCCAUAGGCUAUAUUAAGUUCUUUAUCAUCUUUUAUCAUGAUAAUAUUAAGUUGUUCAUUAAAGGAUUGCAAGAAUCAAGAGUCAAUCGUCUAUAGCAAUCGACAUUAAUUUAAGCAUUUUACCGCGUUGAAAUUUUAAAUAAAAGAAGUUUGCAAUCUCGUAAAAAAGAUAGUGGUGCAUCGAGAAAAAAACUUAAUCAUUUCAAAUGUGAUGAAUCUUACAACGUAAUAUUAUAAUUUUUAUAAAAUUUUGUAAAUAUUUAAUCAAUUUUUCUAUACUUUUUUAAACAAAAAGUGCGCUUGAUCGAACGUUUUACAUAUAUCAUCCCUGAUUACGAAUAUGGGCGAGGCUUCUUCGAUAUUCACCGAACAUAGAAUCAUUAGAAUAAGUCCUGACAAUGUCCCAUCGAACAGCCAAUAUCCGAGGAAUCAUAUCGUUUCACAUAAAUACACCUUGUGGAAUUUCAUCCCUAAAAAUCUAUUCGAACAGUUUCGGCGAAUAGCAAAUUUCUAUUUUCUUCUUAAUACAAUAGUAGCAUUAUCGAUAGAAUCUCCAAUUUUACCAGUGACCAGCUCAUUGCCUUUAACGUUCGUCAUUUUGGUGACUGCUUGCAAACAGGGAUACGAAGAUUAUCUACGAUAUAGGGUAGAUAAAAGCAUUAAUAAAAGAUAUGUAACAGUUAUUCGCAACAAAUGUGCACAGGAAAUUCAUUGUGAACAAAUAGUCGUAGGAGAUAUAGUGAAGGUAAGACGAGACGAAGAUGUUCCCUGUGAUCUUCUUCUUUUACACAGCGACGAAAGUUCUGGUUAUUGUUUUGUUACUACGUCAAAUCUUGAUGGAGAAACAAAUUUAAAGUCGUUACACGUACCGAAAAUCAUAUCCAAGAUGUCCCUGCAAGAGAUCGUAUCGAUGCAAGCGACUGUAACGUGUCAAGCUCCAAUGCCAGAUCUUUAUAGUUUUAAUGGAAAAAUAGAAAUAAAAAAUAAUUCGAACGAAGUGACGACGAGUGGAUUUUUAACGAUAGAUAAUAUGUUGCUUCGUGGAGCAAUAUUAAAAGACAUCGAUAGCGUGAUUGGUUGUGUCAUUUACACCGGUAAAGAUACAAAGUUAUCGUUAAAUUCGAAAACGGUACCGAAUAAAUUUUCAACGGUAGAAAGAUCCAUCAAUAAAUACCUUACUGUUUUUAUCAUACUCCUGCUGUUUGAAAUAAUUAUUUCAACGAUUUUCAAAUUCAUAAUAGAAUCAAAUUCAACGUGGGACGUCUAUUUGGGGGAGAAAAGUUCCACAACCCCGUUGUCUCUUUUUAUAGAUUUACUCAGUUUUACCAUUCUAUAUAAUUACAUCGUUCCUAUAUCGUUAUACGUUACGAUCGGUGAGACAUUAUGCACAAUAUUUCAACGUGUUAUGUAUAUUUUCUUUUACAUUGAGAUCUAUGUGCUUUUCAGAAAUACAAAAAUUUCUAGGAUCUGUUUAUUUCAAAUGGGACAUCGAUCUAUACGACGAAGCAUCCGAUCAACCAGCAUUGAGCAACACGUCGGAUUUAAACGAGGAACUUGGCGAUGUUCCAUCAACGGACAAGUAUAUAUAGAAAAAGAUUGUGAUGGAAAUCUUUAUUUAUUACCACCUAACGGGGACGAAAGGGAGGCUGUAAAAUUACAAUCGUGGCAGUCUGAAAUCUGGCACUUCAUGAUGAGUAUUUCUCUUUGCCACGUUGUUCAAAUUGCACCACCAAGUCGGAAGUCAACGAUUAGUAUGCAACGCUUAGAGUAUCGUAAGAGUUUCAGAUUAAAAACGAUUACCAAAGUUAAUAGUUCGUUGCUUAUGCAUCCAGAUCUUCCAGAAUAUCAAUUUAUCGUAUUGCAGGCAACAUCGACGGACGAGAAAGCCUUGGUAGAAGCAAGUGCGAGAUGCGGUGUUAUAUUUCACAAAGACACGAGGGACACAAUGGAAAUUAAAAUAAACAAUAGUAUUCUUAUUUUUACGAAAAUGGACAUAUUAGAAUUCAGUUCUGAAAGAAAAAGAAUGUCGGUAAUAGUUAAGGAUACUGCGGAUGAUUUGUGGUUGUAUUGUAAAGGUGCGGACACAUCGAUAUUACCUUUAAUUAUAGAAGGAGACGUCGAAACAGCAGCUGCUCAUGUAGAAGAUUUCUCUAUGAGAGGAUUGCGUACCUUGGUAGUGGCUUAUAAAAAAUUAACCCAAAGAGAUUAUACACGGUUAAUACGUAAUAUCGAAGUUGCAAGACAAGUCAUCGGACAGGAUCGAGAAACGUCCAUACAAUGCGCCUACGAAGAAAUGGAAAGUGGUCUAACUUUACUUGGAGUAACUGCGGUCGAAGAUCGUCUUCAAGAAGGCGUUGAAGAAACGCUAGAGUGUCUAAAAGUAGCUGGAAUAAAGGUUUGGGUACUUACCGGUGACAAAGCAGAAACAGCAGAAAAUAUAGCUUUCUUGUGCGGUCAUUUUAAAAAGGGUACUGAGAUAUUACGUUUAAUGACACAAACAACGAAGCAAACUUGUUUCGUUACUCUUACCAAUUUCGAGCGUCAAAUGAAAUUGGAACCUCAUAAACAAUAUGGAUUUAUAAUUAAUGGAAGUUGUUUAAGUUUGGUUAUACAAACGUAUCCACAGUUGUUCAAAAAAAUUGCAAUGUCAUGCGAGUCAGUCGUAUGUUGCAGAUUAACGCCUCUCCAAAAAAGCGAGAUCGUACAAAUGAUAAAAAAUACAAAAGGAAUAAUAACCGCGGCGGUAGGUGAUGGCGGGAACGACGUUUCUAUGAUUCAAGAAGCUCAUGUCGGUUUAGGAAUAAUGGGUAGAGAAGGACGUCAGGCAACGAUGUCAUCGGAUUUCGCAUUUACACGAUUUAAACAUCUGAAGAAAGUAUUUCUCGUACACGGACAUUGGUACUAUCGACGAAUUAGCAUUUUAACGCAAUACUUUUUCUAUAAAAAUUUUGUCUUCAUUACUCCACAAGUAUUAUUUGGUAUACACAAUGGUUUUUCUACUCAGGGACUAUAUGACAGUAUGUUUCUGAUGUUAUUCAAUGCAUUAUUUACAUCAGUUCCAAUAGUUUUAUUUGGAUUAUAUGAACAGGACUAUCCUUCCAAUAAACUUUUAAGCAAUCCAUAUUUAUAUAAGCUUCAUAAAAAGAAUUUUUUAUUAUCUUGGAAGCAAUUUAUAUUGUGGUUCACUAUGGGUACAUGGCAAACUUGUAUAAUAUAUUUUGUAAUAUAUUUUUAUGUACAUAAUAAUCCUAUAAUCUUAUAUGAUAAUACGCCAGUAGAACUCUGGUCUUAUAGUACAUGGAUAUUACAUAUGGCUAUAUUUGUCAUUAAUUGUCAGUUAUUAGUAUGCAGUUCAUAUUGGACAGUACCAUUUGUAUUUAUCAUUAUAUUAUCUGAAUUAUUCUUUUAUAUAUUUACGUUUUCAUAUUCUAUGACAAACGUACGAUAUGACGGUGAUAUGCUCUCUGUAUUUCCCAAAUUGCUAUUAUCAAGUACAUUCUGGUUACUUACUUUUGUAAUACUUGUUGUUUCAUUAAUUCCUGGAUAUUUAAUUAAAAUUUAUGAGUCAUAUAGACCAAACAGAAUUCUUCGUAAAAAUGAAGAAACUCCAGAUAUUAUGCAUUUUGUUGAUGGUGAUAAUGAAACAGUUACAUCUUAUUAACUUCAGGAUCAAAACAACAGAAAUAUUUUACCAUAGAAGGGUAAUUUAGAUUUUAAUAGAGACGAAUAAAUCAAAACUAAAUGCAUUAUAAAUGCCAUUACUGUUUUCUUUAUUACAGUAAAAUACUCUGUAAUAUAUUAUUUAUUUUUAACUUCUUUAUAAAUUUACA